Molecule: messenger RNA, 1098 nt
Organism: Chrysoperla carnea
Lineage: Eukaryota; Metazoa; Arthropoda; Insecta; Neuroptera; Chrysopidae
Exons: 5
Coding region: 1-1098 (365 amino acids)
Source: RefSeq, a predicted model, not a curated record
AUGUCUUUAUUAAAAAAUGCCGAGUCACAAUUCUCAAUCAGCGGCGGUGCAGGUGGUUUAGCAGGCGGCAGUGAUUUAGAUGGUGGGGGUAGUUCACCAAUGUUAACAUAUAGUGGCGCCUCAAGCAGAACAACAAAUCACGCCAGUGCCAACGGUAGCAUCAUCACCAUGACACUGAAGAACAACCACCUUAUUGUUGAAACUGAAGAACGGAAUGAUAUCUUAGAAAAUAGUCGCGAAACAACUAUGAAAUACUCACCAUCGAAUCAUGACGGGGUUUUUGUUGUAGAAGUUCAACAAGGUGUUCGACGUCCUCAGAAUUAUCCAACCAUGACAUGCAGUUCACCAGAAGAAGUAUCUCGUUCAUCUUCAGACCACCAACGGGCAUUAGUACAUCAUCCUCCUGCUGAGGUGCUUACAGACGCUGAAGAAGAUGCAACAACGGGAGGUGACACCUUCACAUGCAUACGAAGUGGAACGAAUACAGGUCUAUCACAAUCUGAUCUAAGCGAAUCGUCUAAUUAUUCAUACAGGUAUGGUAAUCAACAAGGCUAUGAUUUAGGACAUUAUGGGUAUCCACUAUACACGGGAUACUCAACCGAUACUCCUACAACAAUACCUUUAGAACCAAUUCAAUCGGAUCCGGAUAAACCAGUAAUUACAGCCGCCAUUUACAAAGCCUCGCCAUCACCAAAUCAACAAAAUAUAUUAAGACCAACAAACAGUAUUGAUAUACCAAUUGAUACCACUAAAACAACAUCGAAAACUGCAACUAAUCGACGAACUUCAUUAGGCUACGAGCCUCUACUACUAUCAGAUAUCCAAGCUAAAGAACGUUUUACAACUGAAAAGCACAACGCAUUAAAGGAAGAAGAUAUAUUACAAGAAGAACAAACUGCACUAGGAAAUGGACAGCUAACAGAAGAUGAACAUAAAGAAUUAACAGAGAAAAAUAAUAAAAAUAUUAAAAUUAUUAGUAAAGAUGAAGAUGCAGUUGUACCAACAACAGUGGUACCAACAUCUGAAAAUGGUCCUAUUAUUGAUACUUUAAAACCAAAUGAAACUGCAUCGGAUCAGAAUAAUGCAAAAAUAAGCUAA